Messenger RNA from Plectropomus leopardus (leopard coralgrouper), 6588 nucleotides. It is a transcript of the gene wtip, whose product is annotated as WT1 interacting protein. Gene Ontology annotation, cellular component: transcription regulator complex; nucleus; P-body. Gene Ontology annotation, molecular function: transcription corepressor activity. The record is from RefSeq and is a predicted model, not a curated record. Gene Ontology annotation, biological process: regulation of DNA-templated transcription; response to hypoxia; cytoskeleton organization. Lineage: Eukaryota; Metazoa; Chordata; Actinopteri; Perciformes; Serranidae.
CCCUUGCUGAGUUGGUCGCAAUCAUUGUUUCUCUGCAGCAUUAACCACAUUCCAGAGAGGCGCAGCGCAUCCCGUCUUCAUCCCCGCAUUCCUUUUACGCAAACGAGUCCCUUGUAUAAAAGGGCGUUUUAUUCAGAUUUUCCGGCGCUUGGUGAAUUUAGACUUAUAUACGACGGAUAUUUGUGGCGUAUGUGAUUAUCCAUGCUACUUUGACAUCUAGCACGGUGCCCGUAAGCGAAACUAGAGGAAAAACCAACAAGGGGAAAUUCCUCCGCGCAGCGCGCCAUUGACUGUAAAGACCUUUCAACUUAACAAAAACUGAAGUUGACAAACGUAUCCCUGUCGGCUAAAACUGUUAGAAAGAGUUUGGGUUUUCGGCGAAGGGGGCAAAGCAGAAGAAGACGAUGCGGCACACGGUGGAGGUUUCUGAGUACGUCGGUGGUUUUCUGUAAAUGAGCGACGGCUGUAUCGCGGCGUUUUGUUUUGAUUUCCAUGUGAAAUGCAAUUAGUGCUCCGCGGCGCUCGCUAGUUUGGCUCGCGGAGCGGAGCACACUCUCAACUUGUUUCUCGCCUCGGGAGCAACAACAUGGAGCACUACCAGGAAGAUUUGGGACUCCGGGCCAGUAAAUUGAUGGAGGAUCUUUCCUUGUAUGAUGCCUACAAGGACGGGAUGUACAAUGCGAGGAGAGACUUGGUGAUUAACCCCGAUUUAGACUUUUCGGCUCCGGCUGUAGCAGAGCAUAAAAGUAAGCCAAUAAAUGGUACCUCUGUGCUCCACCAGCAGCAUCACACAGUGGAGAAUUUCACGUCUGGGAAUAAAGUGUACAACGCGGCUCCGGUGCGCCCUGUAAACUGCAACCGGACCGUUCCUGUGGAUUUUUGUGCCCCUCAAAGAGACGCAGUUUACACUGAGGAGGGCUGCUGCACCAAAUCCGAAGUGGCUCUGCCGUGCUACACGGGCGCUUCCGAGAGGCACAGGAGGUACUCUCUGGAGGUGCAGGGCCACAGGUACAGCACCGGCUCCGCCUUCGACGGCGUGCCUCUCAACAAGCCGGUGCCCCUGCCCGGCAACAGGUGCAACAGUGUGUGCAUCACCAGCAGCCACGACGGGAGAUACAACGCCACCAGUCCCCGGUCCAGCUUAGCAUCCUCCCUGUCCUCUCAGGACAAGCAUGCCAGCCCGAGGUCGAGCAUCAGCAGCCCGCGCACUAGUUUAGUGGUGCCGGGCCAGGACAGGUACACGAGCCCCAGGUCUAGUUUAGUUCACUGUGAGGGCAACAGUGUCCUCAGUCCCAGAUCCAGCUAUGCAAGCACCGCCAGCGACACGAGUAAACACUCCAGCCCGCGGGCCAGCCUCAACAGCUGUGACUGCUGCAGCAAGCCCAGCAGCAACCGAACCAGCGGCAUCAGCAUGGGCUACGACCAGAGGCACGCCAGCCCCAGGUCGAGCACGGCGAGCCAGUACUCCUUCACCACCAGCCCCAGGUCCAGUUACUCUGACUCUCGGUACGGGCCCGUGGUCAACCAUGAUCUGGAGGGGGCGAUUUUACACGCAGCGCCACUGGCGAGUCCUCGGUCCAGCAUCUGCAGCCAGGACGGGAGCGCGAGACCGGGGACCACCGCAAACUGCGUGGUCAGUCCCCGCUCCAGCAUUUCCAGUCACAGCUCCAGAAGCUCCCGCAGCUCCAGGGGGUCUAUGAGCACCUAUCCGGAGCUGCAGCUGCCCUCACCCAGGUCAUCCAUGCUGGGCAGCAGUUUGCACGAGGACACGCUGCUGCAGGAGUUUGGAGACUCCAACGGGAUCCAAAAUCGCAUCCACCUGCAGGGGCUCUCGGCUGUGCCAGAGCCCCAGCAGCAGGCAGCCCAGACGGGAGGGACUGUGGAGAUGACCGCUGGGUCGCCAUCAUCGUUUAGUUAUGGGAUGUCCUCAAAAACAGCUGCCUCGAGUCAGAGGUUUAAGCUACCUUACCAGGUGACCCCCAGCCGGGAGAGUGGACCGAGCCAGGCCGAGAAGCGGCUGGAGGCGCUCACCUUGGAGCUGGAAAAGGAGUUAGAGAUGCACAUGAAAAAGGAAUACUUUGGUAUCUGUGUCAAAUGUGGGAAAGGUGUGUAUGGAGCUAGUCAAGCCUGCCAGGCCAUGGGGAACCUGUAUCACACAAACUGCUUCACCUGCUGCUCCUGCGGACGGAGGCUGCGAGGGAAAGCAUUCUACAACGUCAACGGGAAGGUCUACUGCGAGGAGGAUUUCCUGUACUCUGGUUUCCAGCAGACGGCAGAGAAGUGUUUCGUGUGUGGUCACCUCAUCAUGGAGAUGAUCCUCCAGGCGCUAGGCAAGUCCUACCAUCCUGGCUGUUUUCGCUGUGUGGUGUGUAAAGAAGGUCUAGAUGGAGUGCCUUUCACUGUGGACGUUGAGAACAACAUCUACUGUGUCAAAGACUAUCACACGGUUUUUGCUCCCAAGUGUGCCUCCUGCAACCAACCCAUCCUCCCAGCCCAAGGCUCCGAGGAAACCAUCCGGGUCGUUUCUAUGGACAAAGACUACCAUGUGGAGUGUUACCACUGUGAGGACUGUGGUCUCCAGCUAAAUGACGAAGAGGGCCACCGCUGUUAUCCACUGGAAGGCCACCUGCUCUGCCACGGCUGCCACAUCCACCGGCUCCAGUCGCAGGUCCCCGCCCACCUGCCCCCCAGCUACCCCCUUCACGUCACCGAGCUGUGAGGGGGACGAGGGCGGGCAGCAACUAUUGCCUGCCUCCCAGGUGAUCCGAGACACCAGCAGCGGGAAACAAAACCCUGCACCCUCUCCAGCAGUUCCAGGGAAGCCUCUGUGUGGCCAUCUGAGCUGCUGCCCCUGUCCUCACUGGCAGGCCAGGCCGUGGACUAACACACUCAGUGCAGCUCCCACCACAGGCCCUGCUGUCACAUGACAGGGCUGGGAAAAAGGGUCCCCCCUCCUCUUCCAUCUGUGGUCCUUUCCUCCCCUUUCCCCUUGGGUGCCUAUCCCUGAAAGCCAACACGCCGGCUCACCCAGAGGCCCCCGGUGACGUCACACAGCCUGACCCCUGCACAUUCAUCAAAGAGAGGGUUUUCGGAUUGGAGGAGAGGACGCGCACUCGUCUCUCUCCUCGCUCCCCUCUUUUCCUUUCCAUGUUUUUCAUUCCUGUGCUCUGACUGAAGUGGUUAACCGCGGUGAAUUCACCAGUGCUGUCACGUCCGAGAACGCGGCUGAUGGCGGCGUCAGGGAGGCCAGGGAGCGAAUUACUACAUUCCAGUGCUGGCUGGACAGGACAGACCCCAGGGUGGGCAUGCUGUGCCUUCAGAGCGAGCGCUCUCCGUGCAGCUUCUAACACUGAAAUGGAGUCCUGCUAAAGGCUAUGCAAAGGACACCCGGCAUCAUGACCCAGGGCUGUGAGAAAAACGAUUAACUCAUCGCUCGUUGCCCCGCACCACCCCGAAAAAAAGAGAUGCACCGUAGCAGCACAAGCCCAGAGGACCGACUGACAUUCCACUUAGAAGUCUUAGACGAGACCUCGAGAGAUUCACAAGCAGUGUCUUAAUUAAUGAUUAUAUUAUGACAGAAAAAGAAAAUUUUAGAUGCACAUAGAAUGUCUUUUAUAUAUGAAUAUAUAUUUUGCAGAUGUUUUCCACAUAAGAUCAUAGAGUUAGAUUCUCUCUUUUUUUUUUUUUUUUUUUUUUUUUUGUUGUUGCUGCGCUCACAGUAGAUUCAGAGGUGGAACAUGCUGUCUGUCUGAAGCCUCUGAAGAUUUCGGGUCUGUUGUAUCAUUUCUCCUCCAGGACACAGAGCCUGUUCGUGUCUGUCAGUGGGUCACAGAUCCACUGGCUCAAAGAGUAUUUGCCUUCAAUUAUUUUUUUCCUCUUUGAGUACCAAAUGUUUGAUGUCUAAAUCAGGUUUUUGGCAACAGAUUUGUUCCCUUUAGACAUUCCUGCAUACCUUAGAUUUUACCACUUUGGUUAAACCUCAAUCGGUGUAUUUAUUGUAAAUGCAAAUUAAUAAAAAGCAAAAGUGACUUAAAAUGAUUUAGUAAAUUAAACUGGAUAGAUCUGCAUCACUCUAUUUUUGUGUUGCAGCUGAUAUCAGCACUCGUUUUAAUGACCUAUUUUAUGCUGUAGAAUAACACGUGAAAGUCUUUUAAACUUGUGUUAACCACAGACCUUAUUUCAGGCAUCGAACCAAACACCCAUUGACUUCGCAGACAAGGGAACAGGCUGAAAUGCUAAUUCACUUCACAAGUUUUAGGAUUCACCCCUGGGAGCACUCCAUCUUUGCCAAAUUAUCACACAGAGCUCUAAGAUUAAGAUUAAAGCUUAAUCUUCAAAUCUGAGAGUUUAGCUAGAAAUUGGUCUUUAAAUACUAAGAUUUAGACCCCAUGGUGCAACACUAAAAGACACUCAAUCAGCAGUUAUCACAGAAACCAAAUGUCAGCUCAAGACAAACAAAAUGGAACAAGAUAUUAACAGAGUUAUAGCCUAAAAUAAAGUGUAUAAAGUAAAAUAAGUAUUGUUGAGCUCUGUGGUUUAAACUGUGUAAAGGCAUUUAGAAACAAAAGGGCUCUGAUUGGAAAAGAUUUGACUCCACAUCUGUGUGUUUAAAAAUUAUAGAGGGUUCUUGUAGUUUUGAGACAAAAAGACAACAUGUUGUGUGAACCAGGUGUCUCAUCAGAGAGAUCAAGAUCUGGAUUCAAAAUAAUUUAAUGAAUUAUCAAUUUAAGGUUAUUCCUUAUUCAAUAUCUAAUAUAUGCUACAUUACUGAUAUUUAUUUUCCAUGCAGAAAGUGUACAAAAGCACACGUGAUGAAACAUAUGUUUCGUGGGGACUGUAAUAAUUUUCUAAAGGGGCCUAAUGUCAAAGGUCUCAGGUCAUUUUAAAGUAAUCUCAGUCAGCGACACCUCACACUGUCUGCAUGCAGCAUCUGGCCCAUCUGGUACUCAAAGAGGCAUUAAAACUAAUUGAUUUAUUUGCAGAUACCUUUUUGUUCCAGGUGUGAUGAGGGCGCUGUUUCCUGGUAUGUUUUUCCAGACACUGGUUUUUGUCAUAUGAGCACUGAGUACAGUGUGUUACUUCGAGGAACCUCCACUUUGUCCGCAUGCCUUAAAGACAGAACAGGUAUGUUUGUGUGUCUCGCUCUGGUUUGUCGUGCUGUCUGCUGUCGUGUCGUGGGAGGACGUCCCUAAAAACCCGGAGCUGCUGGUCACACCUAUGUUUUUAGGGAGUCUGCCCAUGUCUACCUUGCUGGUUGUGUGUGUGUGUGUGUGUGUGUGUGUGUGUGUGUGUGUGUGUGUGUGUGUGUGCGCGUGUGUGCGCGCGUGCGCAAAAAAAAAAUACUACAUGAGACAAAAACACUAAACUCUGAGCUGUAGUGGUGCUGGAAAAAUAGUCUCGCCACUCCACAUUUUCUCCCCCUUUUUUCCCUGCAUUGGCACUCAAUGGAUCAUUCCUUGUACAUGAAAAGUUACAUGUCAGAUUCUUGGAAAUUUCUGUUUUUUGAGCUUUUUGCAUUCAGCAAAACUCUGAUGCAGAAGAAACCCCAACUAUGCCUGUUUAUUUCAAAAAUAACAAAUUGUGUAAAUGUGCAUUUGUGUGUGUGUGUGUGUGUGUGUGUGUGUGUGUGUGUGUGUGUGGCAGGGCCAUGGCACAUGCACCUCACUGUGUUUGCAGGGCAGCGCAGCAUCCAACCCCAUGACCCCUGCAUUCUCUGUUGUAACCCGGUGAUGAUUUUGGCAACUGCGUUCGCUCAUCACACACCCUCCCUCCAGAUGUUUGUGUCUAAUUCUUGGUGUUUGUUUGAACUUCUGUCUAAAACUAAUCGCCAACUAUUGAAUGCAAACACUGGCUCUUAUUCAUACUGUAUUACUGUACACGCAAGUCUAAGAAAAUACUACUGAAUGUGUCACAAACAGAGACUGACGCAGAGACUGAAGGAAGGGGGUCACCACAGGCAGAUAGUGCUCUCUAAUGUAUCCUGAUGUGAUGAGAUUAAUUCGAAUGUAAUAAUGAUGAGUGUUGUAUAUUUGUAAAAGCAGAAAAGAAAAGGACUGCAUAUGUGAGACAUUCCCCUUGUCAUUUGAUCAACCUCAAUUUUGUAUAUGGGUCGAGUCAUGUGUGCUAUACUUGAAGAAUGAGGCAUUUUUUAAACUUAUCUGCACAACAUCAACCCCCCAAAAACAACUAAACAAAGUCAGCGUGCAUCCCCCUUUAAAGAUGUCUUAAUUCACCCUUUUAAAAAAUACUACUUCCAUUUCUAUUGCAUAGCACACAGCUAGUUACCCUGUACAUAAAGAGGCUAGUUUUUUUUAAUUUUAUUUUUCUGUCAAAAAUCACUUGGAAAGAGAAGAAGUCUUCUUCUCCUACUGGUAGUUCCAACAAGCACAUCUGUCACACAUCUUUUGUAUCGCUAAGUGUUUUGAUUACCUAGAUGGUUCAUAAAAAAAGGAAACUAGAUCUAUUUAUCUAAACAUGAAAAAAAGUCUAAAGUUAUUUAAUGUAUUAAAAUCGGGACGUAUCAUUUAACUGUAGAUGACAUAAUCUGCUUUUUCAAUAAAGUGGUUUUGUAGCUAACUGCAAAAAAAA